This is a messenger RNA of Hydra vulgaris (swiftwater hydra), 9024 nucleotides long. NCBI's taxonomy places the organism in Eukaryota, Metazoa, Cnidaria, Hydrozoa, Anthoathecata, Hydridae. The record is from RefSeq and is a predicted model, not a curated record.
AUUAGCUACACCAAAAUGAAACAUGUUCGCGUUUACCUGAAAACAACAUUAUCAUUGUUUACCUUAAUGGUAUAUUUGGUUGUUGGCAAUGAAGGUAAACCUUCAAAAGAAAGUUGCAGUGAUGCAAUUGUUGAUGUUGGUUUUAUUCUUGACUCUUCUGGUAGUUUGCGUAGAGAUUAUAAGAAUGUAAAGGAAUUUUUAAAGACAAUAGCAUCCUUUUUUGACAUUAAAAUUAAUGGCUCUCAGGCAGGAGUCAUUACAUUUAGUCAUCGAAGUGAACACAGUAUUAAACUUAAUGACUUUUCAGAUGUAGAUUCUUUUGAAAAAGCUGUUGAUAAAAUUCCAUUGAUGGGUUCUACAACAAGAAUUGACAAAGCUCUACGCCACUCAAAAAAUGUAAUGUUUACAAAUCAAAAUGGUGGGCGAUUAGAAGCAACCAAGUUGCUCAUUUUAUUAACUGAUGGGUCACAAACAUUUAGUGCAAAACAGGAAGACCCUUCUAUUAUAGCCGAUGAAAUACGCAAUGAUGGUGUUUUGAUAAUAGCUAUUGGAAUCGGGGAAGGUAUCAAUAAAACUGAACUGAAUCGCAUAGCUGGUAAAGAUGAAAAUACCUACAAUGCGGAUACGUUUGAAGAGUUAAAAAAGAUUGAUUUUUUAAAAAGAAUUAAAAAAUUUAUAUGUGGAUUAGUGUCGUCCGUCUUGCAAUCGACGCCAACGAUAGCUACUACUCAAGCCUCUUCUACUGAUGGUCAUGUGCAACCCAGGUGUGAAGCCGUCGUCGAUGUUGCAUUUAUUUUGGAUUCUUCGCACAGUUUAGAGGCGAGCUAUCAAAAAGAAAAGAACUUCUUAAAGAAAUUGGCUGCUGUGUUUGGAAUCAGCUCAAACGGUUCGAGAGUAGGAGUCAUUACAUUCAGCUAUCGCGCCGAACUCAGUGUCAAACUCAACAGUUUUACUGACUUGAGUAGCUUUAACGAAGCUGUAGACAAAAUUCCGCUCAUGAAUUUCACAACGAGGAUCGACAGAGCACUCCGUCUGGCACAAAAAGAUAUGUUCACUUCUGCAAACGGAGGUAGGGUCGGAGUUAGUAAAUUGAUCAUCUUGUUGACCGACGGCUCUCAAACCCCAGGUGGGGAUGCAGAAGACCCAGAAAGGAUAGCAGAUGAGCUGCGCAACGACGGCGUUGUGAUUCUCGGUGUUGGUAUCGGUUCAGCAGUAAAUGAAACUGAGCUGAGCCACAUUACUGGCGGUAAAAAGAACGCAUACACUGCUGCUACGUUUGAUUCUCUAACUGACAACGAGUUUAUUCAUAAGAUCAAGAAUGGCUCUUGUGAAAUAGUGUCGUCCGUCUUGCAAUCGACGCCAACGAUAGCUACUACUCAAGCCUCUUCUACUGAUGGUCAUGUGCAACCCAGGUGUGAAGCCGUCGUCGAUGUUGCAUUUAUUUUGGAUUCUUCGCACAGUUUAGAGGCGAGCUAUCAAAAAGAAAAGAACUUCUUAAAGAAAUUGGCUGCUGUGUUUGGAAUCAGCUCAAACGGUUCGAGAGUAGGAGUCAUUACAUUCAGCUAUCGCGCCGAACUCAGUGUCAAACUCAACAGUUUUACUGACUUGAGUAGCUUUAACGAAGCUGUAGACAAAAUUCCGCUCAUGAAUUUCACAACGAGGAUCGACAGAGCACUCCGUCUGGCACAAAAAGAUAUGUUCACUUCUGCAAACGGAGGUAGGGUCGGAGUUAGUAAAUUGAUCAUCUUGUUGACCGACGGCUCUCAAACCCCAGGUGGGGAUGCAGAAGACCCAGAAAGGAUAGCAGAUGAGCUGCGCAACGACGGCGUUGUGAUUCUCGGUGUUGGUAUCGGUUCAGCAGUAAAUGAAACUGAGCUGAGCCACAUUACUGGCGGUAAAAAGAACGCAUACACUGCUGCUACGUUUGAUUCUCUAACUGACAACGAGUUUAUUCAUAAGAUCAAGAAUGGCUCUUGUGAAAUAGUGUCGUCCGUCUUGCAAUCGACGCCAACGAUAGCUACUACUCAAGCCUCUUCUACUGAUGGUCAUGUGCAACCCAGGUGUGAAGCCGUCGUCGAUGUUGCAUUUAUUUUGGAUUCUUCGCACAGUUUAGAGGCGAGCUAUCAAAAAGAAAAGAACUUCUUAAAGAAAUUGGCUGCUGUGUUUGGAAUCAGCUCAAACGGUUCGAGAGUAGGAGUCAUUACAUUCAGCUAUCGCGCCGAACUCAGUGUCAAACUCAACAGUUUUACUGACUUGAGUAGCUUUAACGAAGCUGUAGACAAAAUUCCGCUCAUGAAUUUCACAACGAGGAUCGACAGAGCACUCCGUCUGGCACAAAAAGAUAUGUUCACUUCUGCAAACGGAGGUAGGGUCGGAGUUAGUAAAUUGAUCAUCUUGUUGACCGACGGCUCUCAAACCCCAGGUGGGGAUGCAGAAGACCCAGAAAGGAUAGCAGAUGAGCUGCGCAACGACGGCGUUGUGAUUCUCGGUGUUGGUAUCGGUUCAGCAGUAAAUGAAACUGAGCUGAGCCACAUUACUGGCGGUAAAAAGAACGCAUACACUGCUGCUACGUUUGAUUCUCUAACUGACAACGAGUUUAUUCAUAAGAUCAAGAAUGGCUCUUGUGAAAUAGUGUCGUCCGUCUUGCAAUCGACGCCAACGAUAGCUACUACUCAAGCCUCUUCUACUGAUGGUCAUGUGCAACCCAGGUGUGAAGCCGUCGUCGAUGUUGCAUUUAUUUUGGAUUCUUCGCACAGUUUAGAGGCGAGCUAUCAAAAAGAAAAGAACUUCUUAAAGAAAUUGGCUGCUGUGUUUGGAAUCAGCUCAAACGGUUCGAGAGUAGGAGUCAUUACAUUCAGCUAUCGCGCCGAACUCAGUGUCAAACUCAACAGUUUUACUGACUUGAGUAGCUUUAACGAAGCUGUAGACAAAAUUCCGCUCAUGAAUUUCACAACGAGGAUCGACAGAGCACUCCGUCUGGCACAAAAAGAUAUGUUCACUUCUGCAAACGGAGGUAGGGUCGGAGUUAGUAAAUUGAUCAUCUUGUUGACCGACGGCUCUCAAACCCCAGGUGGGGAUGCAGAAGACCCAGAAAGGAUAGCAGAUGAGCUGCGCAACGACGGCGUUGUGAUUCUCGGUGUUGGUAUCGGUUCAGCAGUAAAUGAAACUGAGCUGAGCCACAUUACUGGCGGUAAAAAGAACGCAUACACUGCUGCUACGUUUGAUUCUCUAACUGACAACGAGUUUAUUCAUAAGAUCAAGAAUGGCUCUUGUGAAAUAGUGUCGUCCGUCUUGCAAUCGACGCCAACGAUAGCUACUACUCAAGCCUCUUCUACUGAUGGUCAUGUGCAACCCAGGUGUGAAGCCGUCGUCGAUGUUGCAUUUAUUUUGGAUUCUUCGCACAGUUUAGAGGCGAGCUAUCAAAAAGAAAAGAACUUCUUAAAGAAAUUGGCUGCUGUGUUUGGAAUCAGCUCAAACGGUUCGAGAGUAGGAGUCAUUACAUUCAGCUAUCGCGCCGAACUCAGUGUCAAACUCAACAGUUUUACUGACUUGAGUAGCUUUAACGAAGCUGUAGACAAAAUUCCGCUCAUGAAUUUCACAACGAGGAUCGACAGAGCACUCCGUCUGGCACAAAAAGAUAUGUUCACUUCUGCAAACGGAGGUAGGGUCGGAGUUAGUAAAUUGAUCAUCUUGUUGACCGACGGCUCUCAAACCCCAGGUGGGGAUGCAGAAGACCCAGAAAGGAUAGCAGAUGAGCUGCGCAACGACGGCGUUGUGAUUCUCGGUGUUGGUAUCGGUUCAGCAGUAAAUGAAACUGAGCUGAGCCACAUUACUGGCGGUAAAAAGAACGCAUACACUGCUGCUACGUUUGAUUCUCUAACUGACAACGAGUUUAUUCAUAAGAUCAAGAAUGGCUCUUGUGAAAUAGUGUCGUCCGUCUUGCAAUCGACGCCAACGAUAGCUACUACUCAAGCCUCUUCUACUGAUGGUCAUGUGCAACCCAGGUGUGAAGCCGUCGUCGAUGUUGCAUUUAUUUUGGAUUCUUCGCACAGUUUAGAGGCGAGCUAUCAAAAAGAAAAGAACUUCUUAAAGAAAUUGGCUGCUGUGUUUGGAAUCAGCUCAAACGGUUCGAGAGUAGGAGUCAUUACAUUCAGCUAUCGCGCCGAACUCAGUGUCAAACUCAACAGUUUUACUGACUUGAGUAGCUUUAACGAAGCUGUAGACAAAAUUCCGCUCAUGAAUUUCACAACGAGGAUCGACAGAGCACUCCGUCUGGCACAAAAAGAUAUGUUCACUUCUGCAAACGGAGGUAGGGUCGGAGUUAGUAAAUUGAUCAUCUUGUUGACCGACGGCUCUCAAACCCCAGGUGGGGAUGCAGAAGACCCAGAAAGGAUAGCAGAUGAGCUGCGCAACGACGGCGUUGUGAUUCUCGGUGUUGGUAUCGGUUCAGCAGUAAAUGAAACUGAGCUGAGCCACAUUACUGGCGGUAAAAAGAACGCAUACACUGCUGCUACGUUUGAUUCUCUAACUGACAACGAGUUUAUUCAUAAGAUCAAGAAUGGCUCUUGUGAAAUAGUGUCGUCCGUCUUGCAAUCGACGCCAACGAUAGCUACUACUCAAGCCUCUUCUACUGAUGGUCAUGUGCAACCCAGGUGUGAAGCCGUCGUCGAUGUUGCAUUUAUUUUGGAUUCUUCGCACAGUUUAGAGGCGAGCUAUCAAAAAGAAAAGAACUUCUUAAAGAAAUUGGCUGCUGUGUUUGGAAUCAGCUCAAACGGUUCGAGAGUAGGAGUCAUUACAUUCAGCUAUCGCGCCGAACUCAGUGUCAAACUCAACAGUUUUACUGACUUGAGUAGCUUUAACGAAGCUGUAGACAAAAUUCCGCUCAUGAAUUUCACAACGAGGAUCGACAGAGCACUCCGUCUGGCACAAAAAGAUAUGUUCACUUCUGCAAACGGAGGUAGGGUCGGAGUUAGUAAAUUGAUCAUCUUGUUGACCGACGGCUCUCAAACCCCAGGUGGGGAUGCAGAAGACCCAGAAAGGAUAGCUGAUGAGCUGCGCAACGACGGCGUUGUGAUUCUCGGUGUUGGUAUCGGUUCAGCAGUAAAUGAAACUGAGCUGAGCCACAUUACUGGCGGUAAAAAGAACGCAUACACUGCUGCUACGUUUGAUUCUCUAACUGACAACGAGUUUAUUCAUAAGAUCAAGAAUGGCUCUUGUGAAAUAGUGUCGUCCGUCUUGCAAUCGACGCCAACGAUAGCUACUACUCAAGCCUCUUCUACUGAUGGUCAUGUGCAACCCAGGUGUGAAGCCGUCGUCGAUGUUGCAUUUAUUUUGGAUUCUUCGCACAGUUUAGAGGCGAGCUAUCAAAAAGAAAAGAACUUCUUAAAGAAAUUGGCUGCUGUGUUUGGAAUCAGCUCAAACGGUUCGAGAGUAGGAGUCAUUACAUUCAGCUAUCGCGCCGAACUCAGUGUCAAACUCAACAGUUUUACUGACUUGAGUAGCUUUAACGAAGCUGUAGACAAAAUUCCGCUCAUGAAUUUCACAACGAGGAUCGACAGAGCACUCCGUCUGGCACAAAAAGAUAUGUUCACUUCUGCAAACGGAGGUAGGGUCGGAGUUAGUAAAUUGAUCAUCUUGUUGACCGACGGCUCUCAAACCCCAGGUGGGGAUGCAGAAGACCCAGAAAGGAUAGCAGAUGAGCUGCGCAACGACGGCGUUGUGAUUCUCGGUGUUGGUAUCGGUUCAGCAGUAAAUGAAACUGAGCUGAGCCACAUUACUGGCGGUAAAAAGAACGCAUACACUGCUGCUACGUUUGAUUCUCUAACUGACAACGAGUUUAUUCAUAAGAUCAAGAAUGGCUCUUGUGAAAUAGUGUCGUCCGUCUUGCAAUCGACGCCAACGAUAGCUACUACUCAAGCCUCUUCUACUGAUGGUCAUGUGCAACCCAGGUGUGAAGCCGUCGUCGAUGUUGCAUUUAUUUUGGAUUCUUCGCACAGUUUAGAGGCGAGCUAUCAAAAAGAAAAGAACUUCUUAAAGAAAUUGGCUGCUGUGUUUGGAAUCAGCUCAAACGGUUCGAGAGUAGGAGUCAUUACAUUCAGCUAUCGCGCCGAACUCAGUGUCAAACUCAACAGUUUUACUGACUUGAGUAGCUUUAACGAAGCUGUAGACAAAAUUCCGCUCAUGAAUUUCACAACGAGGAUCGACAGAGCACUCCGUCUGGCACAAAAAGAUAUGUUCACUUCUGCAAACGGAGGUAGGGUCGGAGUUAGUAAAUUGAUCAUCUUGUUGACCGACGGCUCUCAAACCCCAGGUGGGGAUGCAGAAGACCCAGAAAGGAUAGCAGAUGAGCUGCGCAACGACGGCGUUGUGAUUCUCGGUGUUGGUAUCGGUUCAGCAGUAAAUGAAACUGAGCUGAGCCACAUUACUGGCGGUAAAAAGAACGCAUACACUGCUGCUACGUUUGAUUCUCUAACUGACAACGAGUUUAUUCAUAAGAUCAAGAAUGGCUCUUGUGAAAUAGUGUCGUCCGUCUUGCAAUCGACGCCAACGAUAGCUACUACUCAAGCCUCUUCUACUGAUGGUCAUGUGCAACCCAGGUGUGAAGCCGUCGUCGAUGUUGCAUUUAUUUUGGAUUCUUCGCACAGUUUAGAGGCGAGCUAUCAAAAAGAAAAGAACUUCUUAAAGAAAUUGGCUGCUGUGUUUGGAAUCAGCUCAAACGGUUCGAGAGUAGGAGUCAUUACAUUCAGCUAUCGCGCCGAACUCAGUGUCAAACUCAACAGUUUUACUGACUUGAGUAGCUUUAACGAAGCUGUAGACAAAAUUCCGCUCAUGAAUUUCACAACGAGGAUCGACAGAGCACUCCGUCUGGCACAAAAAGAUAUGUUCACUUCUGCAAACGGAGGUAGGGUCGGAGUUAGUAAAUUGAUCAUCUUGUUGACCGACGGCUCUCAAACCCCAGGUGGGGAUGCAGAAGACCCAGAAAGGAUAGCAGAUGAGCUGCGCAACGACGGCGUUGUGAUUCUCGGUGUUGGUAUCGGUUCAGCAGUAAAUGAAACUGAGCUGAGCCACAUUACUGGCGGUAAAAAGAACGCAUACACUGCUGCUACGUUUGAUUCUCUAACUGACAACGAGUUUAUUCAUAAGAUCAAGAAUGGCUCUUGUGAAAUAGUGUCGUCCGUCUUGCAAUCGACGCCAACGAUAGCUACUACUCAAGCCUCUUCUACUGAUGGUCAUGUGCAACCCAGGUGUGAAGCCGUCGUCGAUGUUGCAUUUAUUUUGGAUUCUUCGCACAGUUUAGAGGCGAGCUAUCAAAAAGAAAAGAACUUCUUAAAGAAAUUGGCUGCUGUGUUUGGAAUCAGCUCAAACGGUUCGAGAGUAGGAGUCAUUACAUUCAGCUAUCGCGCCGAACUCAGUGUCAAACUCAACAGUUUUACUGACUUGAGUAGCUUUAACGAAGCUGUAGACAAAAUUCCGCUCAUGAAUUUCACAACGAGGAUCGACAGAGCACUCCGUCUGGCACAAAAAGAUAUGUUCACUUCUGCAAACGGAGGUAGGGUCGGAGUUAGUAAAUUGAUCAUCUUGUUGACCGACGGCUCUCAAACCCCAGGUGGGGAUGCAGAAGACCCAGAAAGGAUAGCAGAUGAGCUGCGCAACGACGGCGUUGUGAUUCUCGGUGUUGGUAUCGGUUCAGCAGUAAAUGAAACUGAGCUGAGCCACAUUACUGGCGGUAAAAAGAACGCAUACACUGCUGCUACGUUUGAUUCUCUAACUGACAACGAGUUUAUUCAUAAGAUCAAGAAUGGCUCUUGUGAAAUAGUGUCGUCCGUCUUGCAAUCGACGCCAACGAUAGCUACUACUCAAGCCUCUUCUACUGAAAUGUCAAGUUCACUUGAUGGUCAUUGUCUUAAAGUUAACAUGUCUCCAUUAGACAAAAGCAUUUUUGACUUAUUACAAUAUGGUAAAGUUGAGAAAUCAAUCAAUAAACUUUUUACAAAUAUAAAUUCUUUGGAGAUUAUUUUAAAUUAUGAAAAAAAUCUUCACAAUAUAGUUUCGGAGCUUCAGCCAUCUCUUGAGAGAUUGUUUCCUGAAUUAAGUUGUAGAUUACAUGAUGAAGAGAUAUCAUUGUCUUCCUUUUUCUUUACAGAUGAAAAAAGUGAUAUCCUAUCUAAAGCAAGAGAAAUGGGAGGUGGACAGUUUGUGGAUAUGUUGUGGGCUACUGGUUUGGCAAAAAAUAUUUUAAACUCUAAUGAAAAUAUUACGUUAAUAGUUCCUUUGUCAAUACGUAACAUUCCGGAUUCUAUUAGAAUAAAAAUGAAUAAUGCUUGCUUGCUUAGACAAAUGCUUAAAUACCAUAUGGUUCCUGGGAAGCAGUUGCUUUCAAGUUUGAAAAAUAAUGACGUAUUAAAAUCACUUUAUGAAACAGAAUCAAUUUAUUUUAAUAAAUUUCACCAGUUUACUUCCUUGAGUGGUGCUUUAGUUAAAAAUAUGGAUAUUGAAGCUCGUAAUGGAGUUAUACAUGUUGUGGAAACCUUUAUACUACCUCCGGCUGUAGAUACAAUAUCUUUACUUGAGGAGCGUAAGCUCUUUUCUAUUUUUGUAGACGUUUUAAAAGACGAUGAGUUUUCAUCAAAAUUAAAAGAUUCUCCUUACACUUACUUUGUGGUAACUGAUUCAAAUAUUAAUAAAUCGAAUUAUAUUUCAAAACGUUCCAAUUCUGAUAAAUUUAGCUUUGUAUUAGGCCAUAUAGUUCCUGGAUUUUAUUUUUACCAUUCACUACGCAACAACACUGUGUUGACUGCUGUUGAUGGUAGUAACUUAAGAAUAGCGUAUUAUGAUGGUAUGAUUACGGUUAACGACAAUUCAAUAAUAACAUAUGACUUAUUUUCUCGUAAUGGUAUUGUACAUGUAAUAGAAAUUACGUUGUGAAUUCACGGACACGCAAAUAUUAUUUAAAACUAGUUUUGAAAUUAUGGAGCUGUAGUUUUGAGUUUUUUAAGGAAAAUGGCAAAGUUUUUACAUAAUUUA